Messenger RNA from Aspergillus versicolor CBS 583.65, 1902 nucleotides. Its product is annotated as cytochrome and DOMON domain-containing protein. NCBI's taxonomy places the organism in Eukaryota, Fungi, Ascomycota, Eurotiomycetes, Eurotiales, Aspergillaceae. Bases 32 to 1447 code for a protein of 471 amino acids. The transcript has a single exon. The record is from RefSeq and is a predicted model, not a curated record.
AAUACCUCGAGAUAACAGAUUGGUUGCCAUUAUGCGAUCAUCCUUUGUAUCAUGUCUGAGUACGUUGAUUGCGGUCCUCAUACUCGUCUCCCAGGCAGCGAGUGAACCCGUGCAAUACUGCCGAUUCGGCCAUGAGAAUGGCCCCGAUGCCUCCGUCGACUUUUGCGUAGGAAUUACGACAUACAAAAAUGUCUCUUCAAACGACUAUGACAUGUAUAUGACUAUGCAUGUCACUAAAAGUUCAGCGCAAGGGUGGAAUGCACUCGGGACAGGGUCCACGAUGGCAGGUGCGCUAAUGUUUAUUGUCUACGGCGAUCCUCUUUCUACUAGCCAUGAGGCCCCGACAGUGAGCGUCCGAACGGUUGACGGCUAUCAUGAACCCCAAGUCCUCACUCAAGCCGACACUGGAGGGGUGAACAUCCGUCUCCUACAGGCCCAUUGGGACCCUGUUAAUGUCACAGACGUUGAUGAUUCGCAUACCACCUCUUCAAACAUAGCCUCAGUCUUUACUGCGAAAGUAGCUCUUGUAUGCUAUUCUUGCGGGAAGUGGCCUGGUACUCCAAUAAGUGCAGAAGUUACUGCCCAGCCCUGGGUUUGGGCGUGGAAUGAUAAGCAGGAAUUUGACGACUACUCAGACAGCGCACAUCUAGAAGCGCACCAACACCCUGGAUCAAGUGGCGGCUGGGGUCGUUUCUACGUUGACAUGGCACGCUCCAUCACAUCCACGCCAUCGUUGCCUCCUAUCCGCCCUGGUAUCCCUGCACUUGGCGCCUCGGAUAUCCCCGGUGGGUGGGAUUGGAUGAAUCCGGCUGUUUACAUUCACGGAUUUCUCAUGAGUGCCGCCUUUAUAAUCUUCUUCCCGGCUGGUGUAAUUGCCAUACGGUCAGGGUCACCUAGGUCGUUCCGUUAUCAUUGGAUCCUACAGCUCCUCGCCUCGAUUUUCGUCUUGAUCGGCACAGCUAUAGGGCUUAUUCUAGCACAUAAGAUCGACACGGUUCAUUAUUAUAUCGGGAUUACUGUGGCAUUGUGCAGUGUUGUCCAAAUAGGACUAGGAUGGCGUCAUCAUGUUGUUUUCGUUCGUAUACAAACACGCCAGUGGGCCUCGCACGGCCAUAUAUGGCUCGGGCGUCUGUUUCUAUUGCUAGGCUGGGCAAACAUCAUUCUCGGAUUACUUCUAGCUGGUAACGGACGGUCCUUGGUUUCCCUUGCCGCCAGCUUAAUCUCUGUUGUUGCUUUGACCUUGAUAGGUUGGAUUUGGUUUGUUACACGCCAGCGUGAGCAGCGUGAGCGCCAACCCGGCUGGGGAGAAGAAGACCCUCUGUUCUCUGUACAGGCAACAAGGGACGACUAUCAGGCUGUGGCUAUGGAUGACGACGAUGAUAAUGAAUCCCAACCCCGUCACGAAGAUCCGGGAACCGUCAAGACGCGCAAUACCAAUGCGGAGUGAACAUAAUCCGUGUAUACAAAAUAUACCAUUUGGCACCUCCGUUGUCGGAUGGCUAUCUGCCCGAACCAAUAUCCUCAAAUCAGGCAACGGUAUUCACCAACCAAAGGCUCUAAACCAAUGAACUGGAAGCCUUUCUUUCCUUCCCCCUUUUUUUUUAUUUUUUUUCUUUUCGGGCAACCCCAACGAGUCGAUCGUUCUAAAUUACGUAUAAACACGGGGUGAUCAUUAUACUCGCUAAGAUGUGGACAUUAUCAAAACACAACUUUAUAAGAAUCUUUUGGUGUUUGAGCGAAAUCUGUGUUGUUAGCGGUCCUUGAAUAGCCUCGCCAGUGGGCUUUGCUGUUGAUACUUACUCUCGGUCAGAUUCCAAAUAUACAGAAAUGAAAUCAGGAUAUAACCCUAACUUAGACCAUGCCCGCACUGUACUGAAUGGUUGUGCCUAGAUUAAAUCCCAC